Molecule: messenger RNA, 2883 nt
Organism: Bolinopsis microptera
Lineage: Eukaryota; Metazoa; Ctenophora; Tentaculata; Lobata; Bolinopsidae
Product: mucin-22-like
Exons: 12
Coding region: 1-2883 (960 amino acids)
Molecular function (GO): protein binding
Source: RefSeq, a predicted model, not a curated record
AUGAAGGAACGAUGUGAUGGAAAGAAUUCCUGUGCAGUAGAAGCAUUAAACAGUAUAUUUGGAGAUCCUUGUGUUGGAAUUAACAAAUACUUAACUGCUACCUGGGAGUGCCAUUCAGGGGAAGACAGCACGCCGGUGUACACGAAUCUGGCCCUGAAACAGGUUGCAGAGCAACAAGAUAAUUAUAGAGACUCUGCAAAAUCAUUUGCCUCGAACGCAGUAGAUGGGAACCGAAAUGGAAAUUAUGAGUCAAAGGAUCGGUCAGUUUCUCAUACGAAAUCAGAUAAUGGCUGGUGGAAAGUAACCCUAAAAGAGAGUUCUUCCAUUUCUUAUAUCGAUGUCUACAACCGGUUUGAUGGGGAAAAGGGUCAAGCAAGACUAAAAGAUGCUAACGUGACAUUGGAUGGGGAAUUAAUCGGGACUAUUCCACAAGUCUUUGGAAAACAAAAGUACACCAUACCGGUCAAUAAAGCUGGGAAAGAGGUAAAGAUAAAGGCAGUUUCUGGUGGAAAACUUCAUCUUGCUGAGGUGGAGGUAUACAGCUUGUCAGAUACAACAAUUGAUAUAUCGGUGCAAAACCAAGAGGUAAUUCGGGGCUCUAGCACAAUAAUCUCUUGUGUAGUGACAGGUAACCUACAAGCCAUCAAGAUAACCUGGAGAACUGAUAAAGGUAUAGUUGGUAGUGAUAAUGGUAUCACUGUCAACACAGAGCUAAACAGACAUCCACAAACAUCCACUCUUGCAAUAAAGUCCAUUCAACACGAUGAGACAUUCACCUGUGAAGUUAAUCCAACUGAUGAUAAGCAAGCUCUGAGGGAAGUGACCGUCUUUGUUUACAACGUUAGUUCAAUGAACAAAGAAAUGAAAAAGGGUUCUGCCUCAACGAUAUCCUGUGUUAUCACUGGAAUAACGGAAACAGCAACAGUGACCUGGCGAACUAGUACAGGACCAGUUCCAGCUGAAAAGUUCACCUCUGUUCAAGGAAGCAACUCCGGAGGGACUCAGACAUCAACUCUUGCUGUUGAGGGAACUCUUGUGAAUGAAGAUACUGCCUACACUUGUAGAGUCACUUCCAUCUCUUUACCUGAUUCCAGCCACUCGGAUACUACCGUCAAUCUUAACGUAUACGACGUUGAAUCUGUAAACAAAGAAGUGAAGAAGGGCUCAGAUACAACCAUAUCCUGUGUUAUCACUGGAUUGACAGAAACAGCAACAGUGACCUGGCGAACUCGUACUGGACUAGUUCAAGAUGAAAAGUUCACCCCUGUUCAAGAAAGCCACUCCGGAGGGACUCAGACAUCAACUCUUGCUGUUGAGGGAACUUUAGUGAAUGAAAAUACUGCCUACACUUGCAGAGUCACUACCGGAUCUUUACCUGAUUCCAGCCACUCGGAUAGCACCGUCAAUCUUAACGUUUACGACGUUGAAUCAGUACACAAAGAUGUGAAGAAGGGCUCAGAUACAACUAUAUCCUGUGUUAUCACUGGAUUGACAGAAACAGCAACAGUGACCUGGCGAACUAGUACUGGACCAGUUCCAGCUGAAAAGUUCACCCAUGUUCAUGGAAGCCAAUCCGGAGGGACUCAGACAUCAACUCUUGCUGUUGACGGAACUCUUGUGAAUGAAAAUACUGCCUACACUUGCAGAGUCACUACCGGAUCUUUACCUGAUUCCAGCCACUCGGAUAGCACCGUCAAUCUUAACGUAUACGACGUUGAAUCAGUACACAAAGAUGUGAAGAUGGGCUCAGAUACAACUAUAUCCUGUGUUAUCACUGGAUUGACAGAAACAGCAACAGUGACCUGGCGAACUAGUACUGGACCAGUUCCAGCUGAAAAGUUCACCCAUGUUCAAGGAAGCCAAUCCGGAGGGACUCAGACAUCAACUCUUGCUGUUGACGGAACUCUUGUGAAUAAAGAUACUGCCUACACUUGCAGAGUCACUUCCGGAUCUUUACCUGAUUCCAGCCACUCGGAUACCACCGUCAAUCUUAACGUAUACGAUGUUGAAUCAGUACACAAAGAUGUGAAGAAGGGCUCAGAUACAACUAUAUCCUGUGUUAUCACUGGAUUGACAGAAACAGCAACAGUGACCUGGCGAACUAGUACUGGACCAGUUCCAGCUGAAAAGUUCACCCAUGUUCAAGGAAGCCAAUCCGGAGGGACUCAGACAUCAACUCUUGCUGUUGACGGAACUCUUGUGAAUAAAGAUACUGCCUACACUUGCAGAGUCACUUCCGGAUCUUUACCUGAUUCCAGCCACUCGGAUACCACCGUCAAUCUUAACGUAUACGACGUUGAAUCAGUACACAAAGAUGUGAAGAAGGGCUCAGAUACAACUAUAUCCUGUGUUAUCACUGGAUUGACAGAAACAGCAACAGUGACCUGGCGAACUAGUACUGGACCAGUUCCAGCUGAAAAGUUCACCCAUGUUCAAGGAAGCCAAUCCGGAGGGACUCAGACAUCAACUCUUGCUGUUGACGGAAUUCUUGUGAAUGAAAAUACUGCCUACACUUGCAGAGUCACUACCGGAUCUUUACCUGAUUCCAGCCACUCGGAUAGCACCGUCAAUCUUAACGUAUACGACGUUGAAUCAGUACACAAAGAUGUGAAGAAGGGCUCAGAUACAACUAUAUCCUGUGUUAUCACUGGAUUGACAGAAACAGCAACAGUGACCUGGCGAACUAGUACUGGACCAGUUCCAGCUGAAAAGUUCACCCAUGUUCAAGGAAGCCAAUCCGGAGGGACUCAGACAUCAACUCUUGCUGUUGACGGAAUUCUUGUGAAUGAAAAUACUGCCUACACUUGCAGAGUCACUACCGGAUCUUUACCUGAUUCCAGCCACUCGGAUAGCACCGUCAAUCUUAACGUAUACGGUAUUUAG